Molecule: messenger RNA, 2999 nt
Organism: Chlamydomonas reinhardtii
Lineage: Eukaryota; Viridiplantae; Chlorophyta; Chlorophyceae; Chlamydomonadales; Chlamydomonadaceae
Exons: 8
Coding region: 298-2178 (626 amino acids)
Source: RefSeq, a predicted model, not a curated record
CUUAAAUUACUGUAACCUCUUACAAAAACCGGCAUUCAAAGUCCCUCAAUAGGCGUCACAACCAGCAGCGUGCACAAUCGUUUCCAACAAUUCGGUCCAACGCUGGGUCCAACGGGUCGCAGUAGCGAUGCAUACAAAUUUUCAACAAGUCCUUCUUUUGUAACAGUGUAGACGGUCUGCAGAGCUCCCUGGGCUCGUCGCAACCGCCAGUUGACCGAAACCUGGACCGAAAUCGCUUGCUACAAUGCUUUGCUUGCUGCGGGAGCCGCGGUGAUAGAUACGGGUGGCGCUGGGAGAAUGGAGAGGUGGCCCUCCCACGGCACGCGUCACGCGGCCCUGCUGCUGUGGGUGUGCCUGCUGGCGCUGCUGGCGCUGCACCUGUCCCUGGACCUCAAGGGAGACAGCGGCAUCCACAGCAUACGAACCCUGGGGCAUGCCCGCAGCAGCGCCACUGACACCGGCCCCGGCAACAAAGGGGCGCCAGGCGCUGGUGCUGGCAGUAGCAGUGGGGCGCCAGGCUCUGGCAGUAGCAGCGCCAGGGCUGCGGCUGCAUCAGGCGGCAAGGCCGCGGCAGUAGCCGUGGCCCCAUUGGUUCUAGCAAAGGGCGCGCGCGCCGCGGCUGCAGUGGCGGCGGCAGAGCCUGGACCCGGAUCCGGACCUGGAUCUGGAUCCGGGUUGGGGCUAGGGCUGGAUCCGGAGGUUGAGCGGGCGCUGCAGCAGCUGGGCGCCCAGGUGACAGACUGGGACAGCUACAGCCCCGUGCUGGCCAGCAGCGGCAGCAGCGGGGCGUCAUGCCGCAGUAGCAGCGGUAGCAGUGGCAGUAGCAGCAGUAGCAGUGGCAGUAGCAGCAGUAGAGGCGGUGACAGUAGCGGGAGCGGCCUCGUGCAGUCGGCGCGGGUGGGGUACUACACGCGGCACACGGGCACCCUGUGGGACUGGAUGGCGGUGGCGGGGGCGCUGCGGCUGCAGUGGGAGCGGCGCAACCCGGCCUGGUGGUACGGCAAGUACGGCAUGAGCGCCGCAACCGCCGCCGCCAUCUGGGAGGGCACCGGCUCCCGUACGGUGUGUCCGCCGCAGUACGACGUGCUCGUGUACUGCGACACGGUGGUUGACGCCCGACCCGUGCUGGAGCGGUUGGUGGCGGCGGGCGGGGCGGUUGGUGGCGCCAGUGGCAGUGGCAGUGGCGGUGGCGGUGGCUGUGACAAGCCGAUCGUGCUGCAGGUGACCAACCGCUACGACUGGAAGGUCAGGGACGCCGCCGCCUACCUGGCUCUGAUGCGGGCGGCGGCCGCCAACCGCCACGUGUGGUGGGUAACCAACUCGCCCUUCGAGCAGCUGUACAUGAGCUGGCAGGGGCUGGAGCUGCCGCCCGAGCGCCACCUCAUGCUGCGACCCGUGGGAGCCGCCGUGCUGCCGCCGCCGCCGCCACUCACCACCUCUCACAGCAGCCCCGGAUCCAGAUCCGGAUUUGGAUCCGGAUCCGGCGGCCUUGACCGCUCGUCCACCUUUGCUGUGGUGGUCAAGGGCAACAGGGCCAAGCACCCGGAUCGCGACGUGCUACUGCCGCAGCUGCGGAAGAUGGGGCUACUGCCGUCACACGGCGGCAGUAGCAGUAGCAGGAGGAGCAGCGGUACGGCAGGCGGCGGCAGCAGCGGUACGGCAGAGGGGCAGCAGCAGCAGCAGCAGCAGCAACAGCAUGUGGUGCACGUGUACGACAGGCAGUACGGCGGCCCGGCGGCGCUGGCGCAGCACCGGGGCGUGGUGCACCUGCCGUACCAGAUGUCCAUCAUGGGCAUGUACGAGCUGUUGGCGGCGGGCGGCGUGUACCUGCUGCCCAGCCCCGACCUGUUCAGGCAGCUGCGCCAGAAGCACCGCUUCGGCACCGCCUUUGUGCCGCUGCUGUCGCGCUCGGCUGUGCGGCGGCGCGACGGCAGCCGCCUCAACUGGACCCACUAUGUGGAGUGGUACCACCCGGACUUUGAGCAGGCGAUGGUGUACUGGGACAGUUGGGAGGCGCUGCAGCGGCUGAUGCGUCUGCCGCCCUCCGACCCGAUGUGGGAGGCCAAGAGGGCGGCGGCGCGGGCGGCCAUGGCGCGGGUGCGUGGAGCCAGCCUGGCGGGCUGGGGGCAGGUGCUGGGGCAGGCGGCGGAGGCGGCGUGCGGCGGCGGGCCGCCGUGAGGGGGGGCGGGGAAAGUGGUUUGGUGGUGGGGUGGUGAGUGGGUGGGCGGCCCGCCGGAGAGGUGGCGGUGGAGGCGGAGGCGGCGCGGCAAUGUUUUCGGGGGUGGGGAAGCGCCUGUUUGGGCGCUGGCGCCGGGGUUCAAGAAGUUCAACAAGGAAAGUGUCACGAGCACUCAUUAAUCCACUGAUUCCACGCCAGGCGUGGGUCACGCGAGGGAUUGAGGGUCGGCAACGGACGCGGCCGAGGGGCCGUCCGCUGCUGUUUCGGUCCGUCAGAUGAGGGCCAUCCCCUGCUGUUUAGGCCCGUCAGAUGACAAGCACUGUGUCGUGUCGUGCCGUGUAUCCGCUUCUGAAUGAGUGAGUGAGUGAUGAAUACUGCUGGCUACAUCUUAUUCUACAGGGGAAACCCCUGUUAGUCCAUGUAUGCCUGCGGCUCUGCAUGCUGUCCUAGGCUCCUAGAUAGCCUUCCAGCAGUUCUAGGAAUCAGCAGGGAUGCAUGGGGGCCAGAAGGAAGGCGGCGCUCAGGAGCGGCGUGCUCCUGAGACGCCGUGCCGGUGCACUCACUCCCACCUUCAAGCUUACAGUUCUUGAGACUCAGACCGUGUUGACAAUCAGUCUUUCCUUGACCAGCACUCACCCGGAAGCCCGAAACGGCGAAACCAGCCACGUGCGAACAGCCAGUGACGACACACGUACAUGCGGCCAUCGGCCAGAGCCACCCUGUCACGCAGCCAAUGGCACGACUUCGCACGAUAUGCAGGAGACGCAUGUCUCCAACGGUCCAGCCACUCCCAGCUGGCUACUUGUAACCUUGUUUUGCG